AUGGUUAAGAGGCGCGCGCUGUGUCUGCCAGGCGGUGUGCAGACGCGAACAGCGAACAGCGGACAGCGGACAGCAAACACACUUUCUCGGCUUGGCCUGGGUACGAAGACGCGCUUCUGUUUUCUUCUUGGUUUCUCUCUUGCGCCUGCCCUGGGCUCGGUGUUAGAGCUAGGUAGGGACAAAGGUGAACGGGCGAACGGGCGCACUGCAAUCGAAUGGCUCGCAACAGAAACGCAGCCACGAACGGGUAUGACGAUGACGAAGAAAGGAGAGAAAAAGACAAGGGCCAACACAAAAGGAACCCGCUGCUAG
Plenodomus lingam JN3 is the source of this 312-nucleotide messenger RNA. NCBI's taxonomy places the organism in Eukaryota, Fungi, Ascomycota, Dothideomycetes, Pleosporales, Leptosphaeriaceae. The record is from RefSeq and is a predicted model, not a curated record.